This is a messenger RNA of Paramecium octaurelia, 480 nucleotides long. The record is from the annotation of a GenBank genome assembly. Lineage: Eukaryota; Ciliophora; Oligohymenophorea; Peniculida; Parameciidae.
AUGUUGUUAAUAUGGUUGAUGCAUUUCGAUUAUAGAUGGUGCUGGAGAAAAAGCAUACCCUUUUUUGGUUAUUUUUGGAUUUUGACUGCCAUUAUAAAAUUUUCCCAAUUAGUUCAACUUUUUGAUGAAUACAGGAGCGUUGUCCUUAUUAUUUAAGCAGUUCUUGCAAUAAAAAUACAUCUGGCAAUAAUGAACAAGAAAAAUGAGAAAAAUAUUGAAUAAUAUAAGAAGCGAGUCGAUGUAAAAACAGAGAUGACUUUAUGGGUCCAAAAAAAAGUGCUUAAGACUAUCACUGGAAAAAGCGCAUUUUUGUUUUCAUUGUUUGAUGUUUUUUGGAUAUAUUAGGACUUAUUCGCUUUUAUAACAGUAAUGCCGGUCAUAAUGACUUUGGGAGGGUUUGCUGUAAUAAAAUUAUCAGCCCUGGUUGUGAGUUGGGCAUAUCCAGAAUUGUACAUUAAGUUAAAUAGAAAAUUGAAUUGA